Messenger RNA from Pelecanus crispus (Dalmatian pelican), 2309 nucleotides. The record is from RefSeq and is a predicted model, not a curated record. Lineage: Eukaryota; Metazoa; Chordata; Aves; Pelecaniformes; Pelecanidae.
CUCCUGGCGCUCAGCAGUUCUGCUUUCUCCUCUCUACCCGCGCCGGUGGUCUGGGCAUAAACCUUGCUACAGCCGACACAGUCAUUAUUUAUGAUUCUGACUGGAAUCCCCACAAUGACAUCCAGGCGUUCAGCAGAGCUCACCGCAUUGGGCAGAACAAGAAGGUGAUGAUCUACCGCUUCGUGACCAGAGCUUCUGUGGAAGAGCGCAUCACCCAGGUGGCCAAAAGGAAGAUGAUGCUCACCCACCUGGUCGUCCGCCCGGGGCUCGGCUCCAAGUCGGGCUCCAUGACCAAGCAGGAGCUGGAUGACAUCCUUAAGUUUGGGACAGAAGAGCUCUUCAAGGAUGAUGUGGAAGGCAUGGUGUCUCAGGGACAGCGGAUCGCCAUGCCGGAUGCUGUCACCCCUUUCUCCGACACGCUGUCAACCAAAGGCGGUGCAGUGACUCCCGGCAUGAAAAAGAAGCACGGUGGCACCCCACCAGGUGACAAUAAGGACGUGGAUGACAGCAGCGUGAUCCACUACGACGACGCUGCCAUCUCUAAGCUUCUGGACCGAAACCAGGAUGCGACUGAUGACACGGAGCUGCAGAACAUGAACGAGUAUCUCAGCUCCUUUAAAGUGGCCCAGUAUGUUGUGAGAGAAGAGGAUGGUGUGGAGGAGGUGGAACGUGAGAUCAUCAAGCAAGAGGAGAAUGUGGACCCCGACUACUGGGAGAAGCUGCUGCGGCACCACUAUGAGCAGCAGCAGGAAGAUCUGGCCAGGAACUUGGGGAAAGGGAAGAGGAUCCGCAAGCAGGUCAACUACAACGAUGCCUCACAGGAGGACCAAGAGUGGCAGGACGAGCUCUCUGACAACCAGUCGGAGUACUCCAUUGGCUCUGAGGACGAGGAUGAAGACUUUGAAGAGAGGCCAGAAGGUCAGAGUGGCAGAAGACAAUCCCGGAGGCAGCUGAAGAGUGACCGGGACAAGCCUCUCCCUCCUUUGCUGGCACGAGUUGGGGGGAAUAUCGAGGUUCUCGGCUUCAACGCCCGCCAGCGCAAGGCUUUCCUGAACGCUAUCAUGCGCUGGGGCAUGCCGCCCCAGGACGCCUUCAACUCUCACUGGCUGGUGCGGGAUCUGCGAGGGAAGAGCGAGAAGGAGUUCAGGGCGUACGUGUCUCUCUUCAUGAGACAUUUGUGUGAACCUGGGGCAGACGGUGCCGAAACCUUUGCGGAUGGUGUUCCCCGGGAAGGGCUGUCGCGGCAGCACGUGCUGACUCGCAUAGGAGUCAUGUCGCUAGUAAGGAAGAAGGUCCAGGAGUUCGAGCACGUCAAUGGGAAGUACAGCACCCCAGAUCUGAUUCUCGAGGGCCCGGAGAGCAAGAAGUGCAGCGAGAUUGUGUCUUCAGAUCCCAACACCCCUGUUGCAGCCAGCCCAGCACAUACGCACACAGGACCUGCGGCCCUUGCAGACAAAACAGAAACGCAACUUGGGUUCCAGGAGGAAAAGGACCAAGUGGAGCAGAAGUCCAGGAAGGCAUCCGACAGCCAGGUGCCUGCGAGCGUGGAGAAGGUGGAAAGCGAAGAGCACCCAGAAAGCUGUGACGGCAAAGAGAAACCGAGGGAAGAGAAGCAAGAGGAGAAUGAAAAGGCUGAGCCUUCUCCCGAGCCUCUGGUGAAAGAUGAGGGGGUUCAAGAGAAGGAGAAGCCUUUGGAGAAGCUGGAGUUGAACAGCAGCCCAGGGAAAGGGGAGGACAAAGAAGUCAGAGCAGAGGAUGCCAAGGCGGAGGAGAAGGAGCAAAAUGAGGCGCAGCAGAACGGUGACAAAGAGGAAGAAGAUGAUGGAAAGAAGGAUGACAGAAACAUGAACUUCCGAUUCAUGUUCAACAUUGCUGACGGUGGCUUUACAGAGCUGCACACGCUGUGGCAGAACGAGGAAAGGGCUGCCAUCUCCUCCGGCAAGAUCUACGACAUCUGGCACCGCCGGCACGACUACUGGAUGGGACGCUCCCUCCGCACCAGUCAUGGCUACGCCCGCUGGCAGGACAUCCAGAACGACCCGCGCUACGUGAUUCUGAAUGAGCCGUUCAAGUCAGAGAUACACAAGGGGAACUACCUCGAGAUGAAGAACAAGUUCCUUGCCCGGCGGUUCAAGUUGCUGGAGCAGGCCCUGGUGAUCGAGGAGCAGCUGCGGAGGGCUGCGUACCUCAACAUGACCCAAGACCCCAGUCACCCGGCCAUGGCAUUGAACGCCCGUCUGGCUGAAGUGGAGUGCCUUGCCGAGAGCCACCAGCAUCUCUCCAAAGAGUCCCUGGCUGGGAACAAGCCC